UUCAGUUGGUAUUUAACCCUACGGCAAUGUCGUGGGUUAGUGCUGCCACUUGGUGUAAAAUGAAAAGUGGAAGUCUUGUCAGUCUUGAUUCACAGCCAGCCAUAUUAAUGGUGGAAUGGUACAAGGACAACGACUGGAGUGCUCAAUGUUCAUAUGUCACAACAAUAAAAAGUAAAGAUACAACUAAGUCGGACACAACAAUUAAUAUCGUAGACAAAACUACGACAGCCUCAUCAAUAAAUCAAAUGACGUCUGAAACAACAACAAAUAUGGAAAAUACCGAAUCCUUCGUCACUUUAGAUAACGGAAACACUACCAGAACAUCACAGAAUUCCUUAAAAACAGAGCAACCAAUAACUGCAGGAUUUCUGAGUACUGACAAAUUGAAUAAAUUCAUUACUUUAUCCGUCAUAACGUCAGAAUAUUACUCAACUAAGGAAACUUUUAAAUCAACAUCGGAGACGGUUUCAAAUACGGGUAAUGUCGCUAGUAGUGAUAACACUUCAGAGAUGUACAGUUUCAAUACAAUUUUGUCUCCCUCUUCUGAAAACUGUUUAUGUCCAUGUGAUUUUGUUUCCAAAAAUAUAACCGCUGAAAUUUUACAAAGUCGUAUAGAAGAACUUAAAAGAAUUCUAAUUGUUAACAAAACUUCUUUAAGUUCCUAUAUACGGAAACAUACCAGUGCAAAAGAUGAAAGACCUAGUUCGAAAGCCAUUGGAUCGAUGGGAAUUUUGCUACUAGCUGUGACGAUAUGUUUUAUAGUGCUUAUUGAUUUGUCAACUUUUUGUCAAUAUAUUCAGUGCAAACAUUUGAAGAGAAAAUAACUUAGAAGGAAAACGAUGUAUACGAAUAGAGAAUAAGUAAAAUUAUUACUUAAAUCUAAAGGAACUUAAUCAAUUCUUUAUAGAAUUCAUUAAUGUUAUUAUAACAAUAUUAUCAAACGAUAUAAAUUUAGUUGGAGAACAUUAAGUACAAUGUAUGUAAAACAACACGCUACAUUGUUAAUAUAACAUAAUUAGAAAAAAAGAACUGAGAAUCAUGUACGGAAUAAGCUGAUGUGGGGUACACCACAUUGACACAGAAACCCAUUAACACA
Mytilus californianus (California mussel) is the source of this 1096-nucleotide messenger RNA. RefSeq lists its product as uncharacterized. Bases 27 to 824 code for a protein of 265 amino acids. The transcript has 2 exons. The record is from RefSeq and is a predicted model, not a curated record. Lineage: Eukaryota; Metazoa; Mollusca; Bivalvia; Mytilida; Mytilidae.